Messenger RNA from Scophthalmus maximus (turbot), 2727 nucleotides. RefSeq names its product nuclear receptor subfamily 4, group A, member 1 (gene nr4a1). Bases 92 to 1801 code for a protein of 569 amino acids. The transcript has 7 exons. Gene Ontology annotation, cellular component: transcription regulator complex; nucleus. Gene Ontology annotation, molecular function: zinc ion binding; nuclear glucocorticoid receptor binding; RNA polymerase II cis-regulatory region sequence-specific DNA binding. The record is from RefSeq and is a predicted model, not a curated record. NCBI's taxonomy places the organism in Eukaryota, Metazoa, Chordata, Actinopteri, Pleuronectiformes, Scophthalmidae. Gene Ontology annotation, biological process: regulation of transcription by RNA polymerase II; cellular response to corticotropin-releasing hormone stimulus.
CCGGCUGGGAAGCGGUGAUGGUGACCGACAGUCGAUCGUGGAGCGCGGACAGAUAGACACUGUUGUCAACGGUCCUGAGAGUCUUGCAGCCAUGACUUGCAUCCACGCCCAGCAUGGAUCUCAGCCCUACGAGAACAGCCUCGGCAGCUCGGAGCUUCACAGCACAGACUUCAUCUCCAGGUUGGCGGUGGACAUGAGUGGCCCAGGGGACCACCUCUCUGCACCGUCCCUGCCAAGCAUCAGCUCGCUGGUGGGCACUCCGGCCUCGGGCGACUUCGACGCCUAUUCGUGCCAAUUCACUGCCGCCCACGCCGCUCCGUCGUCAGGCCAGGAGACCACCUUAAAGCUGGAUGACCUCCAGGUUUACGGCUGCUACCCUGGAGCGUUCACGCUGAGCUACCCGGACGAGGUCCUCUCCCCCGGCGGGUCCGACUGUUUUGGCAGCUCCACGUCGGCCUCGUCUCCUUCGACCCCUGGGUUCCAGGGUCAGCAGGCAUCCACCUGGGAUUUAGCCUUUGGCUCAUUCUCACCCAGUCCCCGAUACUGGGCAGUUGAGGAGACCUCAGUGCCGCACGCACCCUCUUUCUUCACAUUUGGCCCCGGGUCUUUGGAGGAUUUGGGUCAAUCACAUUUACGAGAUCAGGACCUUUUCGCUUUGCCCCACCCUCACCACUCUGCACUGAGCUUCCCUGCCCUGUCGAUGGAACAGGCAAGUAGCCUUGACGACAGGGACCAGCUGGACGUAAGCUUAUCACCAAAGUUAAAAAGCCCAAGUGGAAACGAGGGCUGCUGCGCUGUGUGCGGCGACAACGCCUCCUGUCAGCACUACGGGGUUCGCACCUGUGAGGGAUGCAAAGGGUUUUUCAAGCGCACUGUGCAAAAAAAUUCAAAAUACGUUUGCCUGGCCAACAAGGACUGUCCUGUUGACAAGAGGAGGCGGAAUAGAUGCCAGUUCUGCCGUUUCCAGAAGUGCCUGGCUGUGGGCAUGGUCAGGGAAGUCGUGAGAACGGACAGUCUCAAAGGACGGAGAGGUCGCCUGCCUUCCAAGCCCAAAGUCGUCCAGGAUGUGACGACCGCGGUGUCUCCGGUGAGCAUGAUUGCUUCACUUGUGAGGGCGCACAUCGACUCCAACCCUGACAUUGGGAAGCUUGAUUAUUCCAAGUAUGAGGAGACGGAGGUCAGCCCGAACCAGAAAGAGGACGCCAGUGACAUCAAACAGUUUUAUGACCUUCUCACGGCCUCCAUGGAGGUGAUCAGGAAGUGGGCGAAGAGCAUCCCAGGUUUCUCCGAGUUCUGCUCAGAAGACCAGGAACUGCUGCUGGACUCUGCAUUUGUUGAACUCUUCAUCCUCCGUCUUGCGUAUCGGUCCAAUCCUGAAAAGGACAAGCUCAUCUUCUGCAACGGGUCUGUGCUUCACAAAAUGCAGUGUGUCCGAGGUUUUGGCAACUGGAUUGACUCCAUCUUGGACUUUUCUCAAAGCCUCCAUCGCAUUAAGCUUGACGUUUCCUCCUUCUCCUGUCUCACGGCCCUCGUCAUAAUCACUGACCGACAUGGCCUUCAGGAGCCAAAACGGGUGGAGGACCUGCAGAACCAGCUCAUCACCUGCCUGAAGGAUCACGUCUCCGGCUGCGGCUCCGACUCGUUGCGGCCCAAUUAUUUGUCCAGACUCCUUGGGAAGCUGCCGGAGCUUAGGACUCUGUGCACUCAGGGCCUCCAGCGAAUCUUUUACCUGAAAUUAGCAGAUCUUGUUCCUCCACCACCUAUUGUGGACAAAAUCUUCAUGGACACGCUCCCGUUUUGAGUGUCCGGCUGGAGAGUGGCCACCUGCGGGAUGACAUCUGGAGUUUUGGUUUUGAGAGCCAAAGAGAACAGACUUGAGUGCUCGUACUUCAGGUAGUGUGAAGAGAAACUGCAAUAGGUAAGGAAGUAAGAGUAAUCCUGAGGGAUUAUGCCGCUACACAGGAGAAGGGCUACUACUCGAUUGUAAAGUGAAUGUGUUUUGGAUGCAACUUGUAUUUGGGGGGGCAUCAAACAGUGCCCUCACUAGUUUGGCGUCCCAGGACAUUUGUGUGCUCCCCUGAUGGAAGUCAAAAGGCCAGCUCAUGGACCAAAGGACGACUGUUUACGUACAACACAGUGCCAUUAAUGGAAGCAUCUCUGACGGAGGGAAGAUGACUGCACUUUCUCAAAACCUUGCAAACUGAAUAAAACACAUCUACGCCUUCAUUUCAAGGACGUGGAGGUUUCUGUUUGCAAUUUGGGUGACUGUAAACUGCACUUAAAAUAUGUACAAAAGAGCAUUAUUGUGACUAUUUUAGUUUUAAGUGUUAAAAAAAAAGAAAUCCGUUUCAGUCAAAUAUACUUUCUGAUGCUGUGACUCUACACGCAUCUGAAAUAUGAAUCACUCAGAGCUCCUGAUUGGUUUAUAUUUAACACUGCCUUACUGUAUAUUUGUUGAUUUAAAAAAGGAAAAAGACAUAAGUAGGUUAAACCUUUAGACAUAAUCGAGUAGUAUAUCAUUCAUGUAUCAUGAAUAGACAUUGAGCAGCUAACACACUGUGUAAAAACAGUGUAAAAAGUAUUUUGAAUCUGUUUUGAGCCUGUUCAUGUGUUAUUGUCACGUGACCUGUGUUCUGCGUUAUGUUAUUUUGCUUAUUGUUUUUACAUUCUAAGAAGUUAUAUUCACUGCAGCGAAACAUUCAUUAAAUGUGGAACUGGAAAUUUCAA